CUCUGAACGCGCUGACUCUACCCGGGAUCCGCCGGGCCCGGCGACUGCGGUAGAGCUGUGGCUUCCUGGACGUUUCGCCUUUAGAGUCAUCCUAGCUUAACCCACGUUCCCUGGUUUCUGUUCACAAGCUUCCCCUGUGUCGGCCUGGCUCAGAAGACGAUGAGUUGGACAAAGGGUGAUGAGGAGGAGUAUUGGAACAGCUCCAAGUUCAAGGCUUUCACCUUUGAUGACGAAGAUGAUGAGCUCUCACAGUUAAAGGAAUCCAAGCAGGCAGUGAAUAGCCUUCGAGACUUCGUGGAUGAUGAUGAUGAUGAUGAAGACCUGGAACGAGUCAGCUGGAGUGGGGAACCUGUGGGAAGUAUUUCAUGGUCCAUCAGAGAGACUGCUGGUAAUAGUGGGUCUACACAUGAGGGACGUGAACAGCUAAAGAGCCGAAACAGCUUCUCCUCCUAUGCACAACUACCCAAACCUACUUCUACCUACUCCCUGAGUAGCUUUUUUAGAGGUAGAACCCGACCUGGAAGUUUCCAGUUCCUUUCAGAUGCUCUGUCAGACACACCUGCCAAAAGCUAUGCUCCAGAGCUGGGGAGACCCAAGGGGGAGUAUAGGGAUUACAGCAAUGACUGGAGCCCCAGUGAUACAGUGCGACGCCUUCGGAAGGGCAAGAUCUGCUCACUAGAAAGAUUCCGCUCAUUACAGGACAAGCUACAACUCCUAGAAGAGGCAGUAAGCAUGCAUGAUGGAAACGUCAUCACUGCAGUUCUGAUCUUCCUGAAGAGGACACUGAGCAAAGAGAUCCUCUUCCGAGAGCUGGAGGUGCGACAGGUUGCCCUGAGACAUCUCAUUCACUUCCUUAAGGAAAUAGGGGAUCAAAAACUGCUUUUAGACCUCUUCAGGUUCCUAGAUAGAACAGAAGAGCUUGCGCUAUCUCAUUAUCAAGAGCAUUUGAACAUUCAGGACCCUGAGAAACGAAAAGAAUUUCUUAAGACCUGCAUUGGUUUGCCAUUUUCAGCAGAAGAUUCUGCACACGUACAAGACCAUUACACGCUCCUGGAACGUCAGAUCAUUAUUGAGGCAAAUGAUCGACAUCUAGAAUUAGCAGGACAGACUGAGAUCUUCCGAAAGCACCCCCGCAAAGCUUCCAUCCUCAACAUGCCAUUAGUGACAACACUUUUCUACUCCUGCUUCUAUCAUUACACGGAGGCUGAGGGGACAUUCAGCAGUCCCAUCAACCUGAAGAAGACAUUUAAGAUCCCAGACAAACAAUAUGUGCUGACAGCCCUGGCUGCUCGCGCCAAGCUUCGAGCCUGGCACGAUGUAGAUGCCCUCUUCACCACAAAGAACUGGCUGGGCUAUACCAAGAAGAGAGCACCCAUUGGCUUCCAUCGGGUUGUGGAAAUUUUGCACAAGAACAGUGCCCCUGUCCAGAUAUUACAGGAAUACGUCAAUCUGGUGGAAGAUGUGGACACAAAGUUGAACUUGGCCACUAAGUUCAAAUGUCAUGAUGUCGUCAUUGAUACCUGCCGGGACCUGAAGGAUCGUCAGCAGUUGCUAGCGUACAGGAGUAAAGUAGAUAAAGGAUCUGCAGAGGAGGAGAAGAUUGAUGCCAUUCUUAGCAGCUCGCAAAUUCGAUGGAAGAACUAAGUGGCAUUAGCUACCCAGAAGCUGCCCUCAUUUCUUAAAGCCUGUCCUGCCUGUGAAAGUAGAGAGAGAGCUCUUCUUCUUUGGGAGAGUUACAGUAUCACAUUGCUUGGACCCAUCAUUAACAGGCAGUGCCUCCUACUCUUGGGACAGAAACGAGCACCUGGGCACAGAUAGCUUCAGACUGAUCUUCUGUCCAAGGGACAUCAUCUAAGGGCCAAGAUCUAAAGCUCUGACUUAUGAGAAAGAUUCUCUCCACCUGGUGCUCAUGUGAAGGUGGGAGUGAUUUCUAGAUUGGGCCCAUUUUGGGUAAGAUCUCUCUUGAGAAAAGUGACUGCUCCAGAAAGGAAGUCUCUAGACUAAGAGGCACAGUGUCAUAGGGUCACCACUCCAUUUUGCUCAGCUGAUUAUGAUCUGGGACUUGGUGCUGGACAUUGGCAGUUCUGUUCUGAAUGAAGUCAGAACAGAACUAAAAUGGUUAUCUUCCAGGGGCCUUAGGAAGGGUGCCAGUGUUGCCCAGGACCUGCUGGAGACACAGUCAUACCAAACUACACAGUGUCCUACACAUUAUGACAGACGUUGCCCAGAUGUUGUGUUUCUUCAGCCAUUAUCCCUCUGUCCCAAAAUGGCUCCUCUCUCACCUGCACACUUCAGUGACCUUGUUUUGGUAAUGAGACCUUCCCCUUAUCUUUUCCUGUACUUUUCCUAUGUGAGAACCACAACUUUAUAAGGAGCUGAGAUUCAGCAGUGCUGGAGAACUCUUCCUUUAUGCAAAAAUCUCAUUAUUUCACCAGGAGCUUCUAGAAGUUUCACCUGGGCUAAACUCAGCAUCAUUGCUGUUAGGAUAUUCAGAUGGAGGUUUUAAUUUCAUGCUUGGUUUUUGAGAGGUUAUUCUGUAAUGCUAGAUUCUUGCCCUGUACCAAUAUUAGCCUCUCUUCUCUGUGACUGAACUAGGUUUUCCUGACAUGCCUAGAUUCCUAAUAAAGCUGUUUCUUCCUUGGUG
Galeopterus variegatus (Sunda flying lemur) is the source of this 2644-nucleotide messenger RNA. RefSeq names its product VPS33B interacting protein, apical-basolateral polarity regulator, spe-39 homolog (gene VIPAS39). The coding region runs from base 160 to 1644 and encodes 494 amino acids. The transcript is spliced from 20 exons. The record is from RefSeq and is a predicted model, not a curated record. Gene Ontology annotation, cellular component: cytoplasm. Lineage: Eukaryota; Metazoa; Chordata; Mammalia; Dermoptera; Cynocephalidae. Gene Ontology annotation, biological process: intracellular protein transport; vacuolar transport.